Messenger RNA from Scleropages formosus (Asian bonytongue), 924 nucleotides. RefSeq names its product ribosomal L24 domain containing 1 (gene rsl24d1). Gene Ontology annotation, molecular function: structural constituent of ribosome. Lineage: Eukaryota; Metazoa; Chordata; Actinopteri; Osteoglossiformes; Osteoglossidae. The coding region runs from base 88 to 576 and encodes 162 amino acids. Gene Ontology annotation, biological process: ribosomal large subunit biogenesis. The record is from RefSeq and is a predicted model, not a curated record. The transcript is spliced from 6 exons. Gene Ontology annotation, cellular component: nucleolus.
UGACGUCACAACUUCCUCUACGAAGUCGCGCUUUCCUGUGUAGCUGCGAACACAUGGGCGAGCUGCAAAUAAACAUAUCUAGAUAAAAUGCGCAUUGAAAAGUGUUACUUCUGCUCGGGGCCGGUGUAUUCCGGCCACGGAAUGAUGUUUGUUCGCAACGACUCUAAGGUGUUCCGGUUCUGCCGGUCAAAAUGUCACAAGAACUUCAAGAAGAAGCGAAACCCCAGAAAGACCAGGUGGACGAAGGCAUUCAGGAAAGCUACUGGCAAGGAGCUCACAGUGGACAAUUCACUUGAGUUUGAGAAGCGCCGAAAUAUUCCAGUGAAAUAUCGACGGGAGUUGUGGAACAAGACAGUGGAAGCAAUGAAGAAAGUGGAAGAAAUAAAGCUGAAACGACAGACACAGUUUAUCAAGAACAGGUUGAAGAAAGGAAAAGAGCUGGAGAAAGCAGAUGCCAUCAACGAAGUGAAGAAAAACAUCCAUCUCAUCAAAGCCCCUCACGCAGGGAAAGCCAGAAAGAUGGAAGAAAAAAUGGUGGAGAAAUUACAGGAAGAUGUGGAGAUGGGCGAAGAUUAAACUGCCAUCCUGGGGUUUGGCUGCAUUUGAGAAAUUGUGACCUGAAAAAAAAACAGUUGUGAAAAGGCUUCUUAAAGCUCUUUUUAAAGACUGGUGUCUGGAAAAAAGUGUAUUUGUUGGCUGUUCUUUGUCAGGCUUCAGCGCUAGAGUGGAAAGAGUGUGUUGAAGGGAACAUUCAUGUGAGUGAAUUCCCUGAAAGGCAUAACAAUAGCCUGUGUAACUCGCCAUAUUCGGAAUUCUCUCUUUUUUUUGAAAGCAAAACGAAACAUUUGCCUUCUGACCGAAGAGUUUUCCUAAAGGUAAUAUUUGUAUUGCAAGUACAGUAAUAAAAUGUACACCUUGUCAAAU